GUCCUAUGGAGCGGACCGACCGGAGGAGAGACCCCCGCCAGUUGGACAACCAGCCGUACGACGAGAGCCUGGAGGUGGUCGACUCCGAGGAGGUGGCGAGCGUCUCCAGCCCGACUCCCCGCGGCCAGCGUCAGUCAUUCUCCAGGCGGAGCCGGGAGGGGCGUGGCCUGAUGUCUGCCAACAGCAGCAGUGACGAGUUUGAGGAGGACCAAAAGCCUCAGCGGACCAAAGAGCCAAUCGGUAGGCAGCCUGGUGCCAGUCCGAACGAGGAGGAGGAGGAGGAAGAGGAUGAAGAGGAGGAGGAUGACGAUUCUGACGAAGACGAUACAGACGAUGACGACGAACCGGGGCAGGCUCCGGAGGGGGCGUAUGACCCCGCCGACUACGCCAACCUGCCUGUGAGCACCGAGGUCAAAGAGCUGUUCCAGUACAUCACACGGUACACGCCUCAGUCCAUUGAGCUGGAUCACAGUCUGAAACCCUUCAUCCCAGACUUCAUCCCAGCUGUCGGAGACAUCGACGCCUUCCUGAAGGUGCCGAGGCCGGACGGUAUCGAGGACGCUCUGGGUCUGUUGGCUCUGGACGAGCCCAGUGUGAAACAGUCUGACCCCACGGUUCUGUCGCUGUGGCUGUCGGAGGAAACCAAACAACACGGAGCCACAGAGCUGAAGAAGGUGACGAGCGUGGCGAGUCCUCAGUCGAUUCCUCGGGCGGUGGACAGCUGGGUGGAGAGCAUCAGUGCGCUGCACCGCUCCAAACCAGCGGCGAGCGUCCACUAUGGCCGCGCGAUGCCCGACAUCGACAGCCUGAUGCAGGAGUGGCCAGGCGAGCUGGAGGAGCUACUGGGGCGUCUGCAGCUGCCGCCCGCCCGCCUCAACUGCAGCCUGAUGGAGUAUGUGGACCUCGUGUGCGCCCUGCUGGACGUCCCCGUGCACAGCAGCAGGAUCCAGUCUCUGCACCUGCUGUUCAACCUCUACCUGGAGUUCAGAGACUCUCAGCACUUCACACGCAGAACACAAACCUGACACAGGUACAGGGAGCGAGGAGGUCACGACCUUUGACCUGGUCUCAUCUGUGUCAGACGGAACUGUUCCUGUGCUCCACUCUUUAUUCUGUCAAAUAAACUUUAACAUGUCAAUAAAACGUUUUGAAGAUCA
This is a messenger RNA of Hippoglossus stenolepis (Pacific halibut), 1157 nucleotides long. RefSeq names its product intraflagellar transport 46 homolog (Chlamydomonas) (gene ift46). The coding region runs from base 6 to 1025 and encodes 339 amino acids. Lineage: Eukaryota; Metazoa; Chordata; Actinopteri; Pleuronectiformes; Pleuronectidae. The record is from RefSeq and is a predicted model, not a curated record. The transcript is spliced from 5 exons. Gene Ontology annotation, cellular component: centrosome; intraciliary transport particle B; motile cilium. Gene Ontology annotation, biological process: cilium assembly; intraciliary transport.